UCGAGAUUUAGAAGUGAAAACCGGAUGAUAUCCGUCAAUUUUACAAAGUGCAAAAUUUCGAUUCUCAUGUUGCAGAAUCUCACGAAUGUGGAAUAUUUUACGCGAAAAAAGUGGUGAAAUUAAUUAUCUAGUCGAUUGAGAAAAAUGGGGAAGGCAAAGAAAGGAAGACGCGCUGACAAGGACGACGAAUUUGAAAGUGAUGCGGAAAUAGAACAGGAAAAUAAUGAUCAGAAGGCAAAAACGAAGGGGAAGGACAAAAAGAAGAAGAAAGGAGAUGAAUUAGACGAUUUGGCCGAUGAUAUGAGUGAAUUAAAAGUCGACAAAUCGAAAACAUCGAAAAAAGAUAAGAAGUCAAAGAAAGGAGGCGAUGAUUCCGACGAUGAAAUGGAAAUAAUGUCAAAAGCAAAAGGAAAAAAAGGUUCCAUAUCAAUUGAAGAUGGAGAUUCCGAUUCGGAAAAAGAAUCAUCAUCGAAGGCUAAUUUGAAGAAUCGAAAGAAUCAAGCAGCAAAAAAAGGUUUUGCCGCAUUGUCCAUUGAUUCAGGAGCUGAUUCUGAGGAGGAAAAAUCGAAAUCAAAAGCUAAGGGUAAAAAGGGAAAGAAAGAUGUUCAAUAUGAUUCGGAAGAUGAGGAAAAUGAGGGACAAAAGCAAAAGGGAAAGAAGAAUAAAAAGGGGAAGAAACAAGUUGAUUCAGAUGAUUCUGAUGUGGAGACGAAAAAGACGAAAGGAAAGUCGAAAAAGGGGAAAAAGAAUGUUGAUUCUGAUGAUGAGGAGGAAGAGUCUGUGAAGAGUAAAGUGGAGGAGGUGAAGGGGAAGAAAGGAAAAGCGAAGGCAAGAAAAGCUUCAGAAUCAGAUGACGAUUUUCCGAUUCAAUCUGUUAAAUCUACGAAGGGAAAUAAAGCAGCCGUGAAAGGAGGAUUUGCCCUUUUAAAUGUUGAGGGAGAUGAUGAUAACGAUGAUGAUGACGACGAUAACAAUGAAGAAGUACUACAAGAAAGUGAAAAUGAAUCAGAGAAAAAGCCAGUUGUUGAUAAAAGUAAAAAUUCAAAGGCACAAACUGCCCAGGAACAGAAGAAAGGAAAGAAAGCAAAAAAGAAGCGAAAUGAUAGCGAAGAGGAUAUUGAGAAAGUACUUGCUGAAUUAGAAAUGGAAUAUUCUGGUCAGAAGAAGGAAGCAGUUGAGGUGCCGAAACCCGAAGAAGAUGAAAAGAAGAAGGCCAAGGAAGGCAGUCAAGAGAAAGAGAAGAAGGUCGAAAAGGAUGAGGGAAAAGAUGAUGAUGAUCAGGAAGCUAGUACAAUGAAAACAGCAGCUCAGAAAAAGAAGGAAAAGAAGGAGCGCGAAAGACUGAAGAAGCAGGCCCAGAAGAAAGCCGAAGCCGCUAAAAAAGGCGACGAACCUAAAACUGCAGAUAAACCAGAGGAGGAGACCGUGAAGCCCGAAAAACAAGCGGAAAAAGGCGACGCGGAGGUUGAAGAACCAGAGGAAGAUGAUAAAAAGAAAAAGAAGAAAGGUGCCAAGGAAGAUCCAAAAGACAAAGGAAAAGGGCCAGGAAAGAAGACAAUUCUCGCGAUGCAGGAGGCAUUGAAGAAAGCCAAAGAGGAAGAGGAGCGUUUAGAGCGCGAGGAAGAGGAGAAAAUUCGUCAGGAUGAAUUACGUGAACAGGCGCGUUUAGAACAGAUAAGAUUGGAGCAGGAGCGAAAGGAUAAGAAGAAAUUAAAGGAGAAACAAAGAAAGGAGAGAUUGAAAGCAGAGGGUAAAUUUUUGACUCCAAAACAAAAGCAGGCACAGCAACGAGCACAGGCAAUGCUUGAGGCCUUGAAAGCUCAGGGAAUAAUGCCCGAGAUAGCGGAGAAGAGGCCAAGGCCAGGAACGAGAGUCAAACCAAAUAAAAUGAAAUCUCAAGUCAGCAUUGAGGAGGCAGACGAAAAGAAGAAAAUGGAAACGAAUGAAAAUUCAACUGAAGUGCAAGUUGAAAUAGUCGAUCAACAACCAAAAGUCGAAGAAAUAAAGAAGGAGGACGAAGUCAAAGAUUCUUGGGACGCAGAUUCGAGCGAUGAAGCCGAAGAAGAUAAAUCGGAGGAAGAUCCGAAGUCGACUGAUAAAACAACAUCCAAGGAGGAAACGCCAGCGAAAGAAUCUUCUGAGAGUGAUUCGGAUAUGGACACUGAGUCUGGUUCGGAUUCCGAGGGAGAGAGUGAGGACGAUAGUAGUACGGAGGAUAAAAUGACGGACGCUGAGCGUAAAAAAGAAAGAGCCAGAUUGAGAAUAGAAACGCGAAGAAUUGAGGCUGAGAAGAAGAAGCAUUUGGACGAUUUAAGGGCAGCUGUGGUUUGCGUUUUGGGGCAUGUAGAUACUGGAAAGACGAAAAUUUUGGACAAACUUAGAAGAACGAAUGUUCAGGACGGUGAGGCCGGUGGAAUCACGCAACAAAUUGGAGCAACGAAUGUGCCUAUUGAAGCAAUUCAGGAUUCUACCAAGCAUGUCAAAGGAUUUGCAGACAAGAAAAUAAAAAUUCCUGGUCUACUGAUCAUUGACACACCGGGCCACGAGUCUUUUAGUAAUUUGCGAAAUCGUGGAUCGUCUCUUUGUGAUAUUGCCGUUUUAGUAGUGGAUAUUAUGCAUGGACUCGAACCUCAAACCAUAGAGAGUAUAAAUCUAUUGAAAACAAAGAAAUGUCCCUUUGUCGUUGCACUUAAUAAGAUUGACAGGCUCUACGAUUGGAAUACAAUGAAUCGAAAAGAUGUACAGGACAUCAUUAAAGCACAGUCAAUGAAUACACAGAGGGAAUUUGAAAAACGUUACAAGGAUGUGAUUGUUCAAUUUGCCGAGCAGGGCUUAAAUGCAGCAUUAUUUUACGAGAAUCCGGAUUCAAGGAGUUAUGUUUCCCUGAUUCCAACCAGUGCCAUAACAGGAGAGGGAAUGGGAAAUCUUCUGGCAUUGCUCGUCGACGCUUGUCAAGGUCCAUUGGCCAAGAGAUUGAUGUACAGUGAGGAAUUGCAAGCGACUGUUUUGGAAGUUAAAGCCCUUCCAGGACUCGGAACGACAAUAGAUUGCAUUCUAGUCAAUGGAAUGUUGAAGGAAGGCGACACAAUGAUUGUCGCUGGAACGGAUGGACCGAUUGUUACGCAAAUUCGAUCCCUUCUCAUGCCACAGCCUCUGAAGGAAUUGAGAGUCAAAAAUGCGUACCAAGAGUAUCGGGAGAUUAAAGCCGCUCAAGGUGUUAAAAUUGCCGCCAAGGAUCUCGAGAAAGCGAUUGCCGGUUUGAAUCUUCAAGUCGCCCAGAAACCAGACGAAGUGGAGGUUCUUCGAGAUGAAAUCGCUCAGGAGUUGACUCACGUUCUUGGAAACAUAAAACUUGCCGAGCGAGGUGUUUUCGUUCAGGCAUCGACUCUAGGAGCUUUGGAGGCGCUUUUGGAUUUCUUGAAGAGCAGCAAAAUACCGUACGCUGGCAUUCGUAUCGGACCAGUUGUCAAGAAAGAUGUGAUGAAGGCGUCCAUCAUGUUGGAGCACGACAGUCAAUACGCAACAAUUUUGGCUUUCGAUGUGAAGAUAGAGAGAGACGCCCAGGAAUUAGCGGAUUCCAUUGGCGUCAAGAUAUUCCAAGCAGACAUCAUCUACCAUCUUUUCGACAAGUUCACCGCCUACAGGGAGGAGCUCAAGCAACGAAAACGUGACGAACACAAACACAUUGCCGUCUUCCCUUGCAAGUUGAAAAUUCUUCCACAAUUUCUCUUCAAGACGAGGGAUCCAAUCGUCGCUGGAGUGAUGGUGGAGGCUGGAAUUCUCAAACCGGGAACUCCUGUUUGUGUACCCAGUAAAGAAUUCGUUGAUCUGGGAGUGGUGACGAGUGUCGAGAUCAACCACAAGCCCGUAGAAUUCGCCAGAAAGGGCCAGGAAGUCUGCAUCAAAAUUGAACCCGUACCUGGUGAGGCACCCAAGAUGUUCGGUCGGCACUUUGACGAAAAGGACUUCAUCAUCAGCAAGAUAAGCAGACAAAGUAUAGAUGCCUGUAAAGAUUACUUUAGAGAAGAUCUCGUCAAGACUGAUUGGCAAUUGAUGGUGGAACUGAAGAAACUCUUCCAGAUUCUCUAAAAAAAAGACUUGAGAAAUUAGAGAACUAGAAAAUGUGACAUAUUUUAAUGUGUCUCUUUUAGCUGAACUAUCAAA
This is a messenger RNA of Leptopilina heterotoma, 4164 nucleotides long. It is a transcript of the gene eIF5B, whose product is annotated as eukaryotic translation initiation factor 5B. The record is from RefSeq and is a predicted model, not a curated record. NCBI's taxonomy places the organism in Eukaryota, Metazoa, Arthropoda, Insecta, Hymenoptera, Figitidae. The transcript is spliced from 16 exons. The coding region runs from base 145 to 4089 and encodes 1314 amino acids. Gene Ontology annotation, molecular function: GTPase activity; GTP binding; translation initiation factor activity.